GUUAUUAUUGCUUGCUGUGCCCCCACUGGCGCUCCCCUCGCUCUCUUGAGGAAGGAGACGUGAUAUGUAUACAAAUGAGAUAAGUUGAGCUCAACUCUUCUCUUUCUUGUAUUAUUAUUACUAUUAUUGUUGUUGUUGUUGUUGUUGUUGUUGUUGUUGUUUUGUAAAACACGAAAAAGAAGAAGAAAAUAAAAUUAGCAUAUAUAAAAGAAGAAUGCAGGAUCAAGGUACGAACUCACUUCCAUCGAGCAGCGAGAGAUCGUCGAGCUCGGCUCCUCAGAUGGAAGUCAAAGAAGGAAUGACGAGUGACGAGGAAAUAGGAAGGGUGCCGGAGCUUGGGCCGUCGGAGGAUGGUGGGCCGGCUGCUGGGCCGUCCGGCCAGGCCGGGGCCCAGCGUAGGCAGCGCUCCGGGAGGAGCUCCGCCGACAAAGAACACAAGCGGCUCAAAAGGUUGCUGAGGAAUCGGGUGUCGGCGCAGCAGGCGAGGGAGAGGAAGAAGGCGUAUCUGAACGAGUUGGAGGCCAGAGUGAAGGAGUUGGAGACCAAGAACUCCGAGCUGGAGGAGAGGGUCUCCACCUUGCAGAAUGAGAACCAGAUGCUCAGACAAAUACUGAAGAAUACGACAGUUAGCAGAAGAGGAUCAAGUAGCAGUGCCAAUGUUGGAGAAGGUCCAUAGGAUAUAUUUAUAUAUAUAUAUAUAGUCACAAUGCGGAGUAGAUAUAUAAAUCUGAAAACAUUAAGUACGUUGGUAUGCGUGUCCUGUAUUUAAAUCCAGUAUCAUUUUUCUGACAAUUAUUUUGUGGUUUUGUAGCUUAGAAGCAUGUAGUCAUACUUUAAAUUGGGUGGGUGGAGGUCGAGAAUUUUCAACAUAAAUUAGGUAGACGUAGCCAGUGCUUGUGAAUGAUUUGUUUCGGGCAUGUUUUACUUAUGAUCGGGCGAUGCUGUAUUCAA
Molecule: messenger RNA, 951 nt
Organism: Ananas comosus (pineapple)
Lineage: Eukaryota; Viridiplantae; Streptophyta; Magnoliopsida; Poales; Bromeliaceae
Product: transcription factor HY5-like
Exons: 4
Coding region: 215-676 (153 amino acids)
Biological process (GO): positive regulation of transcription by RNA polymerase II; response to red light; red or far-red light signaling pathway
Cellular component (GO): nucleus
Molecular function (GO): DNA-binding transcription factor activity, RNA polymerase II-specific
Source: RefSeq, a predicted model, not a curated record